Messenger RNA from Austrofundulus limnaeus, 895 nucleotides. RefSeq names its product ADP-ribosylation factor-like 2 (gene arl2). The transcript has 5 exons. Bases 159 to 713 code for a protein of 184 amino acids. The record is from RefSeq and is a predicted model, not a curated record. NCBI's taxonomy places the organism in Eukaryota, Metazoa, Chordata, Actinopteri, Cyprinodontiformes, Rivulidae. Gene Ontology annotation, molecular function: GTP binding; GTPase activity.
UCAACCAAUCAGUGGCUCAAUGGGCGGGAUUAGCAUUAGCGGUUUAAUGCUGUUCCUAAAAGCUAAACGCAUUUAACACAGAAUUGUAGGUUUUUACACCAUAAAUAUUUAUGUUUCACUUUUUGUCGCGGUGAAUAUUUAAGACGUAAGGUGACGAGAUGGGCUUGUUGACAAUUUUGAAGAAGAUGAAGCAAAAGGAACGCGAAAUGAGGCUGCUUAUGUUAGGGCUGGACAACGCCGGGAAGACGACCAUCCUGAAGAAGUUUAAUGGAGAAGAUGUCAGCACCAUCUCACCCACACUGGGCUUCAACAUCAAGACUCUGGAGCACAGAGGGUUUAAACUGAAUAUUUGGGACGUGGGCGGUCAGAAGUCGCUGCGCUCCUACUGGAGGAACUACUUUGAGAGCACAGACGGGCUGGUGUGGGUGGUGGACAGCGCCGACCGGCUCCGGCUGGAGGACUGCAGGCUGGAGCUCAGCUCACUGCUGCUGGAGGAGAGGUUAGCUGGAGCGACUCUGCUGGUGUUCGCCAACAAACAGGAUUUACCAGGAGCCUUGUCCAAAGAAGCAAUAAGAGAGGCGUUGGCCCUAGACGACAUCAAGAGUCACCACUGGUGCAUCAUGGGCUGCAGCGCAGUGACAGGAGAGAACCUGCUGACAGGAGUGGACUGGUUAGUGGACGACAUCGCUGCAAGGAUCUUCACAGCCGACUGAAGGACGUCAUUGUUGCAGCACUUGAUUUGUCAGCUCUAGGACUUGAACAUUUUUCCAACUGAAGCUUCUGUAUUUUGUUAAAUGAUUUGCACCUUUAUUUUGUCAAAACUGUUCAAAAUGUAACCUGCUUUAUUGAAUGGCCUGUUUUUUUAUAUAAUGCAACUAAAUUUAUUCAUCAGCAA